AUGGAUGCAGCAUUAUCGUGUUACAUUAUUGUACAGUUGUCGUACAUAUUGUCGGCAAAUGCGGAGGUAUUUCUUGUUUCAAAUGGUCUUAAUAGAAGAAAUGCCAAAAGUCUUGGAAAAUUCCGUAAACACAGUAACAAAUACUUGAACGUGUCAGAAAAGCUAACAUUGAUUGUGGAAAGACCAGGCGCGUGUGUUUUGGCGUGUCUGCGGAAUGAGUCUUGCUUUUCGCUGAACCUCGCGAACACACCUGACGGCAGGUCCAAGUUGUUGUGCGAAGUGCUAUCUACCGACAUCUAUAACUCGUCCACUAAAGUACAGAAUAACACCAGUUGGACCCAUUAUAGUAUUGAUACCCAGUGUUUCUUCCGACCUUGCCAGAAUAACGGCAGCUGCCAAGCAAGUUACAAUGACGACAACUUCACGUGCGCCUGUCGUCCUGGGUACACAGGAAGACAUUGUGAAGAGCCGCCAGGUUUGUCAUGCAAAAAUAUUCUAGACCAAGGAAGGAGCCGCGGAAGUGGGAAGUACUUCAUCGACCCGGAAAACACAGGAUCCGUAUUUCCUGUAUAUUGCGACAUGGUGGACGAAGAAGGAGGGUGGAUGAUGACGUUGAACUUGACAUUUGAAGCUACACGGACUACAUUCACGCCCGAGGGAUCUUUUCGCUCAAUGGCAAAGUUCGAAGAGGGAUACAUGGGUAAGACAAUUCAUCUCGAAUAA
Molecule: messenger RNA, 723 nt
Organism: Nematostella vectensis (starlet sea anemone)
Lineage: Eukaryota; Metazoa; Cnidaria; Anthozoa; Actiniaria; Edwardsiidae
Product: venom prothrombin activator vestarin-D2
Exons: 4
Coding region: 1-723 (240 amino acids)
Molecular function (GO): oligosaccharide binding
Source: RefSeq, a predicted model, not a curated record